Messenger RNA from Odobenus rosmarus divergens (Pacific walrus), 2311 nucleotides. RefSeq names its product WD repeat-containing protein 44-like. Lineage: Eukaryota; Metazoa; Chordata; Mammalia; Carnivora; Odobenidae. The transcript is spliced from 13 exons. Gene Ontology annotation, molecular function: protein binding. The annotation marks the transcript as partial. The record is from RefSeq and is a predicted model, not a curated record.
CCUCCCGAAAUCUCGCGAGGUUAGGUGCGCGUCGGUAUUUUGCGGGCAACUGACUCUCCCAGCUGCUGUAACUGCUGCUGCGGGAGAAAUUGGAGCUGCUGUUGUCGGCGCGCCCGCCCUCCCCCACGGAGAGCCACCGCCUCUUCUCUCGCUCUCCUUGUACACCUAUCGCCCGGAGCGGCGGCUGCAACAGUUCCUGGACCCACCGCCGCCUCCUCAGGCUGCCGCUCGGCCGGUCAUUCCCACAGCCCGGCAGCUGACGGCGGCCCCCUGCCCCUCACCGGCUCCUCACUCUAGAUCGUCUCCCCCGUCCCUCUCCUCGCCUGCCUGGGACCCACCUCCCCACGGUCUCGCCGGGGUGGAAGACGACGAGGAGGAGACGAAAGUCACCCUCUCUCCAGGCGGCGCCGGGCCCCUCACCCGCGGGUGUGUCCUAUAAAUGGCGUCGGAAAGCGACACCGAGGAAUUCUUUGAUGCCCCUGAAGAUGUGCACCUAGGGGGCGGCUACCCUGUAGGGUCUCCAGGAAAGGUUGGGAUUUCAACAUUAAAGGAAACUGAGAAUACUGCACACAAAGUUGGAAAUGAGUCUCCUGUACAAGAAUUGAAACAAGAUGUGUCUAAAAAGAUUAUUGAAAGCAUUAUUGAGGAGAGUCAGAAAGUACUACAGCUGGAAGAUGACUCAUCGGAUUCCAAAGGAAAGGGACACUCUGACCAGGCUACUGGCAGUUCUCUUGUAGCUGGAACAGAUCUUAGCAAUAUACCUGGACUGUUAGCCAUAGAUCGGGUACUACAGGAAGAUUCCAAAAAGGCAGAGAGUCAGAAUGCAAUUGAAGAAACUGAAUUAGAAUCUAAAAGAUGUUUUCCUUCUGAUGACACCUAUGAGAAGUCAGUAGAUGAAAUCACUAAGUUAACUGAAAUAAGUUCAACUGAGCAGCAUAAUGUGCCUGAAACUGAAACAGAAGUAUUGAACAAAGAAGCCAUGGAAGUCAAAGGAAGUGAUGUUCUAGAACCUGUGUCCUCAAACUCUUUAUCUACUAAAGAUUUUGCUGCCAUGGAAGAAGUGGCUCCCGCCAAACCCCCAAGACAGCUUACUCCAGAACCUGACAUUGUGGCUAGUACAAAGAAGCCUGUUCCAGCACGCCCUCCCCCUCCAACUAAUUUCCCACCUCCUAGGCCCCCGCCUCCAUCUCGACCUGCUCCACCACCAAGAAAAAAGAAAAGUGAAUUGGAGUUUGAGGCCCUUAAAACGCCUGAUCUAGACGUUCCCAAAGAGAAUAUUACAUCUGAUACUCUCCUAAGUACGAACAUGGCUUCAGAGAAUACAGUCAAGGAUUCUCAGCCUUCUCUUGACUUGGCAAGUGCUACCAGUGGAGAUAAAGUAGUUACUGCCCAGGAAAAUGGAAAAGCACCUGAUGGGCAGACCAUAGCAGGUGAAGUGAUGGGCCCUCAGAGACCUAGAUCCAACUCUGGGAGAGAGCUCACUGAUGAGGAAAUUUUAGCCAGUGUCAUGAUUAAGAACCUGGAUACUGGAGAAGAAAUACCUUUGAGUCUUGCGGAAGAGAAACUGCCAACAGGUAUUAAUCCUCUCACUCUACACAUCAUGAGAAGGACGAAGGAAUAUGUAAGUAAUGACGCGGCACAGUCAGAUGAUGAAGAGAAGUUACAGUCUCAGACAACAGAUACUGAUGGUGGAAGGUUAAAACAGAAAACGACUCAACUAAAGAAGUUCUUAGGAAAAUCAGUAAAGAGAGCAAAGCACCUUGCAGAAGAAUAUGGUGAACGUGCUGUGAAUAAAGUUAAAAGUGUUAGAGACGAAGUGUUUCAUACUGAUCAAGAUGAUCCUUCAUCAAGUGAUGAUGAAGGAAUGCCAUAUACAAGACCAGUCAAAUUCAAAGCAGCGCAUGGUUUCAAAGGACCUUAUGAUUUUGAUCAGAUAAAAGUGGUGCAAGAUCUUAGUGGUGAGCAUAUGGGAGCUGUUUGGACCAUGAAAUUUUCUCACUGUGGCCGAUUACUUGCCUCAGCUGGACAAGACAAUGUAGUGAGAAUAUGGGCUUUAAAAAAUGCUUUUGACUAUUUCAACAAUAUGCGAAUGAAAUACAAUACCGAAGGACGUGUGUCCCCGUCACCUUCUCAGGAAAGUCUGAAUUCAUCAAAGUCUGAUACAGAUACAGGGGUAUGCAGUGGAGCUGAUGAAGACCCUGAUGAUAAAAAUGCACCAUUUCGGCAGCGGCCAUUUUGCAAAUAUAAAGGACACACCGCUGAUCUCCUUGAUCUUUCAUGGUCUAAAGUAAGAAAUUCUUACUUGAAGAGU